AUGGCUUCACCGCUGGCGAUGAAUUCGUUGAUAGAAAUGUCAUCGUUACCGUCUGCGAUACUUUAUACCCCACUGCUGGGCUUUAUCUGCCCUGUUUCAGGCCCCAAAGUCGGGGUGGCAGAGCACUUGACGGGGCUGAAUCAGCACAUAGCUUCGAAGCUAGAGUCUCGAGACAUUCCCAGACCACCUCUGCGUACCGAACGGGUUAACAUCAGCCAUACUUAUUUCGACCACAAACUAACACUUUAUUCUUUUGAACAUCCAGAAAAGAGCAAGCUGAAAGCUGCGUGA
This is a messenger RNA of Ustilaginoidea virens, 291 nucleotides long. RefSeq lists its product as uncharacterized. The transcript is spliced from 3 exons. The record is from RefSeq and is a predicted model, not a curated record. NCBI's taxonomy places the organism in Eukaryota, Fungi, Ascomycota, Sordariomycetes, Hypocreales, Clavicipitaceae. The coding region runs from base 1 to 291 and encodes 96 amino acids.